UAUUGGAACGAAUCUCCUUUUACAGUGUCAUCUACAAUUUGUUUUACAUGUAAUGAUCAUCUCGUCACACAUAACUUUGCUCUCACAACAGAUUGUACUUACUACUAUGAUUACCGUUUUGAUCCGGUGCAUGCAAACAAGGAGCCACAAGGCUACUGAUUUGGUUGCACUUUCUAACGAAGAGCUAGGCCGCUUAGAACGAAGAAGAAGGACCAACUCCGAACCAGCUGAGAUGAACAUGAACGUGCUACCAGAGGGAGCUAACCAAGAGGGCAACAAUCUGCCACCACCUGUCUUGCCUGAAGGAGGGAACAAUCCCCAAAAUGUCUUGCCUGCCGUUGCCGGACCGAUCGGUCUACAACUCGGACCGGUCGAUCCUCGUGCUGUCGUACCGAACGGUCCACCUCCUGGACCGGUCGAUCCCGUCGCUGCUGCACACCCUGCUCGUACCCUUGGCGAGCAGGACACACCGGAUCGUUUCUACGCGAACCGGUCUGUACUCCGUCCUCCGAACCCCACUCGGCAGGACUAUGAGAUCAACAAAGGAGAUUUCUCAACCAACACCGUGGUGCAAGCGACAUCAUUGAUCGAGAAUUUGGCUAGAAGCAAUAGCGAUCAUGCACCCGAGUAUGAUCGUUCAUUGAAGGUAAAAGCGGUGGAGAAUGAUGCGCUUAAGGAUCUCACUCAAAAGGUGAACCUUCUACUCGCACGUGAGCAACAAACCAUCAAAGCACUUGAAGAGACGUUUGAUGAGGAUGAUGAUCAAGAGGAGGUCAACUACAUUGGUGGACAAGGAGGUUACCGUGGUUUCAACCCCAAUUAUCGAAACCAUCCUAACCUAUCUUAUCGCAGCAACAAUGUGGAGAACCCUCAAGACAUGGUGUACCCUCCACGCCAACAAGGGAACCUCAACAAGCCAUCCACAUUCGCUAACUACCCACCUAAGCCGGCUGUACCUCAAGAAAACAAGCUGGAGACCAUGAUGUACUCUCUGAUCGAGAGUCACAAGAAGAGUGCAUCAGAGAUCAAUGCGAAAAUCGAUGGGAUGUAUGGUGAUUUGAAUGGGAAGUUCACUACCUUGGCUAGUCGGGUUGAUUCCUUGGACAAGAGAGUUUCGACUAUGGCAUCCAGCUUUAAAGGGAAAGAAGCUUGUAAUGCUGUCAUGGCUCAUUCUGGAGCCAAUACAAGCUUCCAUUCGGAUAGCCCCUAUCCGCGUGUUCCUAAGGCCAAGAUUGAUGAAACUAAGUACAACCGCUUCAAGGAGAUCAUGAGCGAGUUGAUAAAGGAGGUUACACUCUCCGAAGCCUUAGAUGAACUCCCUUUCUUAAAGAAGAUCUGUAGAGAUGUGCUCAAUGGUACUGAGGACCCAGCAGAGGUCGAUGCCUACUUGGCAAAACAAAAGGAAGCCUCAACCCUCAAGCUCGUUAAGGUGGAGAAACAAGAAGACCCGGGCAAGUUCGUUGUGCCAUGUUCUAUAGAUGGAGAAGUCUUUGCCAACUCCCUGUGUGAUUCGGGAUCAAGCGUGAAUGUCAUGUCAAUGGCCACUGUCCGAAGGCUUGAUCUCCAAGGGAUGGAGACCUCCCAAUGCUCCUUAAAGUUCGCCAACGCAUCAACAACAACCCCUCAAGGUUUCAUAGGCGAUGUAGAGGUGCGUGUAGGUAACCACUUGGUACCUACUGAUUUCCAUGUUGUCGAAAUGAGUGGAGGUUCCGAGACUCCUUUGAUCUUGGGACGUGCUUUCUUGACCACGGUUGGGGCCGUGUUUGAUCUUGAUGAGCCCAAGAUGACCUUCACUAAGAUCGACAAGAAUGUUGCUUAUUAUCCGGUACUUGAAGCCGCUCGUCUAGGAUCUUGCUAUGCCGAAGUCUCUAUGGUAGCUAUGAAGAGGACGCCUCGUAUACGUGUGAAUCGCCAAUGGCCCUACCAAAUGGUCAAGAGGAAUUGCAAUUGCAAUCCUGCAUGCUUUACUCCCGAUGAAAACCAAGAAGAGAUAAGCGACGAGAUCCAUCCACACGACCUCAACAUGUUCGAAAUGCGUGUGAGGAUGGUCCCGGAAAGGCUUAGUUUCAAGGAAGCAUGGACCAAUUAUGUUGGCUUGCAAAAGUGCUUUUGGAAGAGUAGGGAACCUCUCUAUGUCAUAGAAGCACAUUUCUAUAGGGCGCGUGAGAAAGCUACGGAGAGAAGAUGCCUUCUCAAGGUGAAAGAUCUCGGUUGCUUCGUAGUUCCUUGUGCUAUCAACGGAGUUUCCGUGAAUAAUUGUCUAUGUGAUUCGGGAGCCGGAACAAGCGUGAUACCCACCACCAUUGCUUCUCGAUGUGGUAUCACCAAGUGUAGUCCAUCUACAACGAAGCUCUACAUGGCCGAUGAGUCGGUGGUCAUACCAAGAGGCGAGCUCCGUAAUGAGAUAGUGCGAAUUGGAGAUGUGGACGUGCCUACGGAUUUCCAAGUUGUGGAUGUACCCGGAAAGCGUCAACAAGUUAUCUUGGGGAGAGCUUUCUUAACUACUGUUGGAGCUGUCAUGGAUGUUCCAAAUCGCCGUGUUUGCUUCGCCAACGUAGACAAGGAGGUGUUCUAUCACACUACGCCACGAGAGAGCGCGCUUAGGCCGCAAAUGGCUCCUAGACAACGACGCAGCGGCAAAGAACCAGCCACCAGAGAAAGAGAGUGGAGUAGCACGGACCACAAGAAUACCACCACGCUUCGUACCUGCAAGUUUGAGCCGACUCGGUUCCUAGACACCGAUGUCUUGGAGGCAAUGGGCAUUCUAGACGACGUGACGGCAUUCCUGCGCAAUGCCGGUUUCGGAAGCUUCCCUGCGAAGCGGUGGCCUCUUUUCCCUGAUGCAGCCGCUGAGUUCCUAGCCACGGUGGAGCUUCAUUACCCGACGGAUCCACUUGAUGCCACCGACGGGUUUAUCUCAUUCUUCCUCGCCAAGAGACCAUUCGAUAUCACGCUCAGCCAGCUCUGCAAUCUCUAUGCCUUUCCGAGGAGAGAGAAAACCAAGUUUGAUGGGGUCACAGACGCUUCUGAGUUCUGGCAGACCUUUGGGUCCGGUGACUAUGUUUCGCGAGGUGCCAAGCAGGCACUGAUCCGCAAUCCGGUGCUCCGCCUCGCUGUUCGCUUCAUAAGCAGCACCAUCUUUGCCCGCGCCGAGAUGGGUACUUUACAGCUACCGGAGCUCUCUAUGUGCUUCUACGGGCUCCACCCGUUCAUCACCGACCCUGCCUCGGCAAACUACAACAAGACGCAUCGCGUCAACUUCGCCGCUCUACUUUGCCAGGAGUUUAUCCAGGUGCGCAACAACGCACUUCGAUCCUCGAAGAAGGUCAUCACCAUCGGCAGUAUGGUGACUCCCAUCGUUGCCUUCUGCGGCUUUAGCGUCACACGUCCCUUACCGGAAAACAAGGCGCGAUACAUUGAUCGGGAGCACCUCUACGCGAGCGAGAUCCUCAUUCGUCACUCGCUGGUCUAUCGUUUCCAGGGCCAGGAUGGGAUUUACAGGUACAUUCGCCUGCCCCGCAUUGAUCUGACAUCUCUCGCUAUUCCAGGAAACAUUGGUUUCUAUCCGCCUGCUGGGGUGCUUUGCGAGAGACCCAUUCCGCCGAAGACUAGUGGUGUUAGGAGAGCAGCCCGCGCUAGGCAGCCUGACGAGGCUGGUCCUUCUGAGCCUCCUGCUUCUCAGCCACCACCAUUUCAGACAUACUCCGGACAGGUGCCUCCUUUUGAGAUCGACUUGAGCGCGUAUACGGCUACUGAGCCAUCUACGGAGUUUGAGCGAUGGGUCUGCGACACGACCAAGAAGAACAACACCCUGCUGACUAAGAUUGCUUCUUGGCUCUGCUGCGUCGCACCACCACCAUCUCCUUCUCCACGUAUGCCUAUUCCACCGCCAUCAUCCGUCCCAGAGCACGCAGCCGGUCCUUCUGGCGAGGCACCCAUUGGCGAGUCCAUCCCCGCUUUCCGAGCUGCUGAUGAUGAGGAGGACUUUCCUACUUGGCUAUCGUCACCUAGCCAUGAGACUUCAGAGACUAGCGUGCAGGACGAUUUCCGCAUUCGUACCAGACGAGGCCCAGGCGUCUUCGACUCUCCACCGUCUCCCUAGUCUCUAAUUCACUGGUUCUAUCCUCUGUACCAUACCUUUUCGUUUA
Arabidopsis arenosa is the source of this 4148-nucleotide messenger RNA. Lineage: Eukaryota; Viridiplantae; Streptophyta; Magnoliopsida; Brassicales; Brassicaceae. The record is from the annotation of a GenBank genome assembly.